CUUUAGUUUCUCCAAGUGCGCGCGCGCAGUCGAUGUUGCUCCGUCGGGAAACGUGCGCGUCUCUACGUUUCAACACCGCGUUCGUGAUUCCGCAUUACAUACCGCUGUGAACGUAAAUAAAAACUUUCGUUUUCACCCUAACAAGAAAAAAUAAAUCAAACCCAUUUUGUGUAUGUGCAAUUGGCAGUUAAUAGAAAGUUCCUUGGUUACUGUUGCCUGGUUGAACAAACUACAGGCUCGCAUUCACGAGUGCACCGAAGGCGUUGGAAUAACUAAUACGGUCGUGAAUGCCGCGGCGCAUGGAUGGCGCACGCCUGGCGCUCGCUCGCCGUGCUGCUUGCUGCCCUCACUCUAGUCCUUGCUAAAUAUGCAGAACUACAGGCAUGGAGGGGCGCCGGGCGGCCGGCAACGGCAUUCCAGGAGGCGGAGGACGAGCGCUAUGACGCAGAAAUGCUGGCGGCCGUCCGUGCCUCCAUGCGCGAUUGGGAGAUAAGGAGAUCGCGGACCAGGAGCAAGAGAUCCCAAGGCAGCGUGUGCUACGGCGAGUUCGGGUGCUUCGAGGAUGCGGGCCCGUUCGCGUACCUCGAGACGCUGCCGAGCUCCCCGCAGGAGGUCGGCACUCACUUCCUCAUGUACUCCACUCUCAGUCGAGGUGACCAGCCGUUGCUGGCUGUAUCAGCGAGCAACAUGUCUGCCGCGUGGGGCUGGGCGGCGCGGACCUUCGAUACGGCGCGACCCACCCGCGUCAUCGUCCACGGCUUCGGAUCCAACUGCGAUAACGUCUGGGUCUACGAGAUGCGGUCGGCUCUGAUGGCUGUGGAAGAAUGCAACGUAAUCUGUGUUGACUGGGAAGGCGGGGCGACAAUGCCAAAUUAUCUUCGAGCUGCCGCUAACACAAGGCUUGUAGGAAAACAGCUGGCAAUGUUGUUACAAGGUUUAGCGGAACACAUUGAUUUACGAUUUGAAGACAUACACUUGAUCGGAUUCAGUUUGGGUGCGCACGUUGCCGGCUUUGCGGGCUCUGAACUGCGGAACAUCAGCAGAAUAACAGGUCUAGACCCAGCCGGUCCUCUAUUCGAGUUUCAAGAUCCCAGAGCACGAUUGGACAAGUCAGAUGCCAAGUUCGUAGAUGUAAUCCACUCGAAUGGAGAGACGCUCAUCUUUGGAGGACUCGGCGCUGCACAACCACUCGGCCAUGUGGACUUCUACCCUAAUGGGGGGAGGGUGCAACAUGGCUGUUCGAACUUGUUCGUGGGUGCAGUUUCCGACCUGGUGCUGCCGUGGUCGGCGCCGUCGCCCGAGGGCCGGUCGCUGUGCAACCACCGACGCGCGUACAAAUUCUUCACCGACUCUGUCUCGCCCAAGUGCCAUUUCCCAGCCUUCCCUUGCGCCGACUACGAUACUUUUCUCGAGGGCCGAUGUUUCCCAUGCGACGGUCAGCGACGCUGCGGCAAUAUGGGCUACUACGCGGACCGGUCGCUGGGCCGCGGCCAGCUCUACUUGCUAACUAGGGAGGAAGAACCGUUCUGCGCACACCAGUACCACGUGUCAGUGUGGACAAGGAUUGAACCUGGCGAGAAACCUAACUUCGGCCGCAUGACUCUGACGUUGCAUGGAGACACCGGGCUCAACGAAACCUUCCCGAUGACCAAGCGUGAAAACACAUCGUUCGGCGGCGCGCGGUUUUCCCGAGUGAUAGUCCCGCACCCCGCCCUAGGCGUUCCACUGCGAGCCACAUUGCAGUAUGCUGCGUAUUCCGGCUGGCUCAGCGCCGGAGCCAAAAUCGUCAACGUGGACAAGCUGCUCAUCGCCGAUAGCUUCUCUAAAACAUCAUCAUUCUGCAAAAGAGGACUACAGCUACAAUCUGAAGAAGCUGUUGAAUUGCCUUUGUAUCCUGGAGACUGCCAAAUACCAGAGGAUGACCGAACAAAUUCUACAAGCGGAGACUACGAGUAUGUAACUAAAGAAAAUACAACUAAAAACGUAGUCGACCCGCUGGACAACGAGCUGCCCGAGGACUCGCCGCAGCGGCCCUUCGUGCUCGUCGACAACUCCGAGUGGACCGGCGCCGAGAACGGCCGCGCCUUCGGCAUGACCAACAUCAAGACGGCGCCCAGCGGGAUCGUCGAGAUCGCCGAGCCCGUGCUGCGCCCGCGGCCGCGCAAGACGCCGCGCCACCGCGCCGACGCGCCCGAGACCCACGAGAUAUCCGAGCCCAUCCUCCGCGCCACGCAGCCGCCGCGCCCCACCGCGCCCCCCUCCCGCCGGGCCAAGAACUACGACGGCUCCACCUCGCCCGCCUACGAGGCGAUGUCGUGGGGCGACCGCGCCGAGAAGGACGAGCCCAGCUUCGCGGUCCAGUUCCUCCCGUCGCGCCUCGCGUCCUUCAUCUCGAGGGCCGAGAGAUACGCCCGAGACACCCUGCUGCCGCUCGUCUCCGCGUACGCGCCUCGUCUGCCGAUAUUCGGCUCCCGGGAGGUCGCCAAACCGACCGCGAGGUACAUCCCCACCGAGGACUUCAACGCGACGAGCUCGGUGCCCGUGCCGACGCCGACGCUGGAGAUGAAGAUCGAGACGCUGAGGUCGGUCGGGCCGCCCGGCGAGCGCCGGGAGGUCGAGACGCCGGAGGAGCCCGACAUCCCGGUGGUGAUAUCGACGACGACGACGACGACGGCGGCGCCGACGACGACGACGGAGCGGCUGCGCGCGGCGCCGAGCGAGACGCUGCAGGUGGUGUCGGCGCCGGCCGCGUCCACCACGACCGCGCUGCCGCCGGUGGCGCUGCGCAGCGACAGCGAGAAGAUCGUCAUCGUGUACCCGAGCAACGCGCGCGACGAGCGCAAGAUCCGCUCGCACUCGUACCCGGAGGAGCUGCAGUUCGAGGCGCUGUACCGGCGCACGGCCGCGCCUGCUCUACGCGUGGACCUGCCCACAUUUGCGCCGCCCACACCGCCCGCCCCGGCCCCUCCACCCGCGCCCAGUCCCAGUGCCCCCGACUCCGACUCGGGUUUCGUCCCGAUGCUCUUCACGAAUUCGGAAAACAAAUUGGACUCGAAAACGAAACCCACGUGAAUUCGAUAUCAGUAUUUUUAAGGUUCCGUGAUCUUCGUUCUGUUACCUGACCGGGUACGAUUAAAUUAUGCCAGUUGGAGGCUUCGUUUUGUACGGUUGACGUGAAAAUUUGUUAACUUUUUUUAGACUACCGCACUGAUGUUAGAAAUUAUUAUUGUUUCCUGAAGUGAUAUUUAAAUUCCCAGUGUAAAAUAAUGGUGAAAUUGUUGAAUUAUAAAUGUUGCCUUUGAUAUUAUCGGUUAAGAAAAAGGUUGUAAAUAAACUUAGAUGUUAUGUAGAGUUAAGAAAAGACUAUUUUAUAAAAUAAAAAUCUUAUUUAUUACCGUCGGUGCUUUCGCUUUUGAACAUAAACAUUAUUUUUGGUAAAACAGGAAACUUAAAACAAAAAGACGAAUUUGAAACAAAAUAAAUGAUUGAAUAUGUCGACUAUACGACAAACAUCUUAAUUCUCAUCAAAAACUUAAUUACAUAUUUUAUCCUAAUGAAGUUUGUAGCUAAAUAUUAGCACAAUGUAGGUACGACGACUGUUCGGAAUGCUAUGUCAUUAUCAUAAAUUGACUUAGAGAUUAUUUCAAGAAGACAUAAUUUUACAACAACACAUCGAGUAUAGUUUUUAAUUGGGCUUGUUUUCAUUAAUUACAUUUUAUAGGAUAACAAGUGCUAUGACUUGUAUCAAGGUAUAUUACGGUACCUAA
Messenger RNA from Ostrinia nubilalis (European corn borer), 3767 nucleotides. RefSeq lists its product as uncharacterized. Gene Ontology annotation, biological process: lipid catabolic process. The transcript is spliced from 15 exons. The coding region runs from base 304 to 3072 and encodes 922 amino acids. Gene Ontology annotation, molecular function: lipase activity. Lineage: Eukaryota; Metazoa; Arthropoda; Insecta; Lepidoptera; Crambidae. The record is from RefSeq and is a predicted model, not a curated record.